UCAAAACGUUUUGGUGCGGAAUAAGUUGUAAUUUUAAGGUUGCUUCUUGCAGACUCGCUCUCGCAGUCGCUAGUCUCGCUCGCCAUGGAAGAGAGCACAUUCGAUCCUGAUCUGAUUCACGCCAUCUUCAAGCUUGAGUGGAGCAGAAGAUCACUUGAGCGCGAGAAAAACGAGAGCUCGGAUGCUAUGGAUUGUGAGGUUGACGCUGGAACAUCAAAGAAGAGCAGGCCGAUGUCAGCCAAUGCUAAUGCACUUAAAUUGACCUCUAAACUUCUACAAAUCUUUGUGUCAGAGGCCGUACAGCGUGCUGCAACAAUUGCUGAAGCAGAAGGUAUUAGCAGAAUUGAAGCCACUCAUUUGGAGAGGAUUCUUCCGCAGUUACUACUGGACUUUUGAGGUAGCAUUCCGUUUCAAUGUUUUGCUCUUGAAGAUUAAGUUCUUGAUUUAUGGAGUGAUUAUUGGGGCUGUAUCAGUCGUUAAUGCCUAAGUUUGCUAAUAUGAGAGAGAUCUCAUAAAUAGAAUGGGAUUGGGGGUAGAUAUUGGUAUAUGUUUCAAGUAGUUUGUAAUUGGGAGGGUAGGAGAGAGUUUUCUCGUUUUGUAGCCUUCUUCUGAUCCCAAUACGAACAUCAAUCUAGUUCAUCAGUCCAAUUCUAACUCGGUGCUCACACUCCAUAGUCUAUAUAGAAGUAGGUUUCAGAAUGCACAGCUGGUGUUGUGGAUAAAUUUCUCAAUGAAAGAACUUCCUAUCCAUUAAAAAUUCCUCUUGCUGGUUUGUUUGGUUUUUGUAA
Molecule: messenger RNA, 788 nt
Organism: Cucurbita moschata (crookneck pumpkin)
Lineage: Eukaryota; Viridiplantae; Streptophyta; Magnoliopsida; Cucurbitales; Cucurbitaceae
Product: protein MHF2 homolog
Exons: 6
Coding region: 85-396 (103 amino acids)
Biological process (GO): kinetochore assembly; resolution of meiotic recombination intermediates; replication fork processing
Cellular component (GO): FANCM-MHF complex; Fanconi anaemia nuclear complex
Source: RefSeq, a predicted model, not a curated record